AUGGUUGCCAGGAGUCAGUUUAAGGGAAGCAGUGCCACGGUAGCGCAGUUGAUUGAGGAAGUCGGCCGCAGUGGGGGUAGGAGGCCUGUGUUCCAGUAUAAGGUUCCACGCUCGAUACGAUGGGCUUCGACCGCCCUAGCUGUGGUGUUCGUGACGUAUGGGGCUGCUUACACCGAUAUGUCGUGGAGAACCGCUCGAGAAGUGUACGGGAAUGCCACCGAGGAUGAACAACGCAGUGUAUGGUUCAAGUUCAAGACUUUUGGGCCGGUCGCCCUUGGGGUCUUACCCAUAGUCCUGGCCUGCGGUACGAAGCACGUAACAUCGAGGCUAGUCACAGAGAUGAAAUGUCUACCGCCCGCCAAGAAUAGCACGGUACCACGGUGCCAGUUGACCCGACACACUCCCUUCCGGGGGAGGCCAGUCACCAUUCUCAGAGACAUCAAUGAGCUGUCCAAGAACAAAACCACCAAGAUCUUUACCGGGGUGGGAUCGCAGGGUAUGGAGGACAAGGCGACGUUUGUGUUCUUCAUAGAAGACAGAAAGGCGACUUCAUUUUUUAACAGGUUUUAUAUCUUCUCGAGAUCUGGCAGCGUAGUCAAGAACGACGCUAGGAUCUUGGAUUGCUUCUUCAACGAUGCCUCAGUCAACAAGCUACUGAACAAGUCCAUAUUGACCCAGAUUCUCUCGCGCACCUCUGCCAAGACUCAAUUUCACUCCAAUAAUUCCGGAUUUUCCAUCAAAAAUAUUGUUAAGCCCAAACACUAA
This is a messenger RNA of Saccharomyces eubayanus, 765 nucleotides long. RefSeq names its product Mrx15p (gene MRX15). The transcript has a single exon. The record is from RefSeq and is a predicted model, not a curated record. The coding region runs from base 1 to 765 and encodes 254 amino acids. NCBI's taxonomy places the organism in Eukaryota, Fungi, Ascomycota, Saccharomycetes, Saccharomycetales, Saccharomycetaceae.